Molecule: messenger RNA, 6666 nt
Organism: Exophiala bonariae
Lineage: Eukaryota; Fungi; Ascomycota; Eurotiomycetes; Chaetothyriales; Herpotrichiellaceae
Exons: 1
Coding region: 1-6666 (2221 amino acids)
Cellular component (GO): cytoskeleton
Source: RefSeq, a predicted model, not a curated record
AUGACCGAAGACCUUCCUCUUGAUUCCGCUAACUGGGUAUCGCCCUACACGCUUCCUCCUUUACCGAAUCUACACCGUUCUCGAGGCCACUCUUCUCAUCUCAAAUCUCCUGAUCUCCCUCGACCAUACUACGCGGCAGCCUGGGGAAGCCCUUACGCCACACCGAGUCCAAGAAGGCCUGCUCGACCUGCACCAUCGACUGGCCAGCACGCCGCGUUUGGUUCGUCAUCACCAUCACUUCCGACGCGACAAAUCCUUCCAGCGGCGUCGACUCACGACCUUUCCGCCAGGUCUGUACCUCUUCGAGCCCAGACUCAGCCCGUUGAGACCAAUCGAAAACGUCACACGGAACAUUUGAAUUGGUUGAGCGAUUCCGAGGACACGGGUUCUGAGACGGCUGGAAAAGAGCAGGAAGAUCAGACACCAACCCGGGAGGCUUACCUCGACAGCUGGGGUCCAUCCCCGGUUAGCGAUCAACCUGAGUUGUCACGAAUACAUCGCCGGUCAGAAAGCCUCGCAACGAUCACUCCUGAUAUUUUCCAUGGUUCAGAGAUCCUGUCGAUAGAGCCGCACAAUCCACAGCAAUUGCUGUUUCCGUCUUUGGACCUCACAAUGGCGUCUCCAGGCUCGACGAUCGUCGAGUCGGGUAGUAAGCCGCAGCAGGCGCAUGACCGUCGAAUGUCCUUGCUCGAAGCUGAGGACAGGCCUCUUCCAAGUCCGACAUCACCACUGCGACCUCGACCUAAUUCUCUACAGUCCUAUCAGCGACCAAAGAAGAAGGUUAUCUGGAGGGGUAAAGCGUGUAUCAUCGCGCUCCCGCUGACAGAUCGAGAAGCAGCUGGUCUACCACCUUUACUCACCGCGGAAGAAGCCAAGCACAGGAUAAACGAAUGGAUUGCUCAAGGGUAUAAUAUUGAUGGGUUUGAGCUCACGCAUAGCUCAUCGAGUCAUUCCAUACAGAGCAAUGGUCAGAGCCGUCCAGUGUACCCAGACCCGCUUGAUCUACAAAGGGAACGAAAGCUACGCUCAUAUCAAGUGAGCAUCCCAAACCAGGCCGAGUGGGAGUCGUGGGUCAGUCACCUUAAGGAGGAAAAGCUGAGAGCGUUGGGCGUGAGUCCCAGCAACUCAGAGGCCCCGCCUUCCACAAGGUCCCCAUUCUCGCCAGAUCUGAGCCGUGUAUCUUCCGGCUACCCUGGUCUGGCUCCUUCACCACCCAUCGCACCAUCAUCGUCAGCAAGUAAUCCUCUCAGAGCUACUAGCAAUCCUUUUUCACCAUCCCUCAUUUCGUCUGCUGGAAUGAGUCCUCAGCCUGGGUCGGUCAAUUCAUCGCACUUUGGAGGAAUUCCGAAGCCUUUGCAUGCUCACAAGCAAUCAAUGGCGCCGCCCAAUCAACGUGGUCGCAUCAACUCACCCUUUGAUCACGCUGCUUCGCAAUCCCAUUCAUUUAGCCCUGGCGUCCCAUUGAGCAUUCCUCCCCUGUCGUCACGGCAGAAUAGCUUUUCUCCCAACAACCCGUUGCGGCUGCCGAAUCUUGGUGAAGUUUUAUCUCCGGGCUCUCAACAGCCAGGGUUUGAUCCUCGUGGACCCAAUGCAAAUAUGCCGCCCACAUAUUCUCGACACGGAUACUUCCCAUCACAGGCCAAUUUCACUGGUCCUUACCCAGGCAAUUGGAAAGCACCCAACACUGCGCUGCCUCAACGUGUUGACAGCUUGACACGUACCCCAGAGUUCCGCGUACCAUCAAGAUCGCCCAUUGAAAUUGCGCAUCCCACUCCCAAAAGCCAUCGUCACAAUCUCAGCAUGGCCUUGCAGAGGGAAAUUGAUGAAGCAGAAGCCUCCCUGGUCGAAAAGGAUAGAAACCAUGACGCAGAGCACAAUGCAAUCUCUGACCAACCUGUGCGGAAGGACUCCAACUUUGAUGAGCAAAAUGACGAACCUCCCAUUUUACGACGACCUGAGACACUCACAGAUGAGAGAUCAGAGAUCGAGACGAAUCCAAGCAUAGCGGCUACCCCCAUGCUUAUGGACGACAAGAACCCGUUCGUGACCUGGCAGGCUUUGAGCGAUGCAGCCAAGGGCGACGCUAAGGCGUCCGAUACUGAUGAACCACCUACCGUGCUCCCCAAGUUCAAUGUACAAGCAAAGGAAUUUGAUCCCCGUGGUGGCUUCUCAAGCUCCAACUUUUCUUUCAACAAUGAUGCAUUUGCACCAUUCAGUGUCUCCCAGCAGGCCCCAGCGUCAGCAUCAACUGCACCUAAAAACGCUGCCAGGACUCGACUAUCAUUGUCGCACCUCAACGCUGAUGCUCCUGCCUUCACUCCUACGUUUGCAGCUACCUCUACACCCAAGCAAUUCGCUUUUGAGACGAGCAAAGAGGAUCCAUCGGCCCCGAAUUCAUCAGCAGUCCCAGAUCCUCCCCAGCACAAAGCUCCGAAAGACUCAGGAUUCAGAUUUUCGUCUGCUACAUUCAAUGUAGACGCCCCAGUGUUCAGCCCUUCGAAUUCCAUUUUCUCAACCAUUGGCUCAAACAUUGUGUCAACCACUCCAGGCUCGACGGUCGAAUCUAAUAGCAUUUUCGGGAACGUUGUUAUAGGUCCAGAUUCCAAGCCAACCAGAAGAGGAAGCAAAGCUGUAACCAUCACUCGUCCCAGGUCAAAAGAGGGUCCAAUUCAGGACGACGUGAGUAGUUCAGGGGAGGACAAAUAUGAUGAAAGUCAAGAAGACGAGGGUGGCCGCCCCAUGGCGCCUGCUGACCGACAGAAGCGAGCCCGUCGCACCGGUAGUGACGGCGACAGAAGCCCUGUCUAUGCUGACUCUGCGCCUUUCCGUCAGUCCAGUAUUACUCCUGCAGGUGGAAACAUGUCCAACACUGUUCACGGCCAUCCAAAUGAGCGUAAACCAUCUUUCGAUGGCUGGUCGUACAUCUCACCAGACGAGAAUGAACUGAGCAACAAAUCUGUCUCCACUAAACUGAAAUCACCCUCUCGCCUUAGCCAUGGAAGUGCAUCAAGUUUCACAUUCAAGAAUGAAGGUGAUGCUGCCAUGUUCAAUGACGCACGACCUCCAUGGGAGAAACAACCACAUGUUGAGCCAGAGAGUGCGCUGAAGCAGGAACCUUCUUUUGAUGAUCAUGAGCCUGAAGCUGACGUGGGCCGUCAAGCUUCUCCCCCACAACCAGAGUUCCGAUCUCACAAGAUCAAAUCAUCUCUCUCUGCGCUCGCGAAGCCGUUUGAAUUCAGCCCACAACUAUCUAGUCCGAAGGUGGCUUCAUCGUUGAGCGCCCCUCGGAAACCCCAAGGCUUGGAGGCUUCCCGAUUUGCAGCACCAUUAGAUUCAGAAGACACGCCUGUAGUCCUGGGAGCCAACUUAUCUUCUCCUCCGCCAGAUCUUGAUCACUACCUGGAACCAGGCUCGGACUCACGAUCUGAAGUUGAAGUGGAUGUUGAAACUCCUUCCGAUGCUGAAGCCAAAGCUCUUUCGAUCAGCAGUGCACCAAGCUUACCUGUUCAUGACACGGAGAAUUUGGUGAGAGAAGGAUCGAGAGACUUAGGACGCGAAGCAGAAGCAGAAGCAUCUUCCAAUGAAGAUGACCUCAUUCCUGGUUUACGAAUGCGGCACCAGGAUGAACCUGUUCCUUCGUUUGAGGAUAUCGAUGCUGUUAUGAAGCAGCUCGAAGUUCAUCCAGAGCUCGGAAUAGAACGCAUCGACACACCACUUCAGUCUACCCCACUGGUAGACAUGCGCCUCAGUGGCAUCUUUCGCAGUGAUGCACCGAGCCCCAGUCCAGCCCGAAUUCAUGAUAACAGGAUCCUUCAGAGUGAACUCUCCUAUCCCCCGUCUACUGGCCUUGGUAUUGGAAUACACAAGCUCAAUACUGGAAGAGAGGACGUCAGCGAUUGGGGAGGAAGCAUGCCUGCAGCUGAAGAAGCAAAAUUGCAGUUACGGUCGCAAUUCUUUGAUGGUCACGUCAACGAUCUGGUUGAUGGCAUACUCGAGAACAGGUUAGGACCCUUAGAGAGCACUCUUCAGACCAUCCAGAACUCCUUGGCUAUACUUGCUAGUGGUUCAAAGACGAAGCAUGAACGCAAAUCCGCCGAGGCUGACAUCAAAGACUCCGAUGCCGAUGAUGAGGAUGAGGAUGAUUACGAUGCAUUUGAAGGUUUCGCCUCAUACCGUUCAAAGUCUCCCUCGGCGAGAAGAGAGGUGUGGAAACAGGACAGACUUCGUGCUGCUGUAUCUCAAGCCCUUGCUUCCUACGAACCACCCGCUCCAGCUCAGCCUGCACUUGACUUGACAGAGUUCAGUGAGAUGUUGCAAGAGAUCCGACAGGUCGCUCUCCAGAACAACUCUCUCAACACGCAGCACGAGCUGAGGACGGUCGUUGAAGAUGUGAUUUCCCAACAUCCAAGACUGCGUGGAUCAAGAGUUCAACAAGACUACGAGGCUACCGAAGGCAAACUGAAACCUCAGAUUGAUGGUCUUGAAUCAAUGCUGAAAAUGGCAAAGGAACACAAUGCAGAAGAGGUACAAUUGAGACGAAAAGCAGAAGAGCAAGUAGCUGAGCUUAAGCUACGCCUAAGCAUUGCAGAGGAUGAAGCAGCACAAUACCGUGAAGCAUCAGAGGAAACUCAACAGACUUUAGUUGCUUUCCUCGAAGAGAAGGAGUCAUACAAGAAUCUUGAAGAUCAGUUCGACAAUAUGACACUCCAGAAUAGUGCUUUGCAGACGACUCUGGAUGAGUAUCGGGUCUCAAGCGAUCAGUGGCGUGACGACAUCCGUGAGGAACGUUCGAAGAACAAAGCACUCCGAGAGACUCUACAUGAUCUCGCCAAACAACUGGAAGAACAAUCGCAGUCGAGGACAUUGUUCCGAAAUAGAGUUGAGCGAUUGCAAGAGGAUCUAACUCGAGUGGUUCAGGACACCCAAUCCGAGCAGGCUGAUUCACGGGAACGGGAGCACAAAUUGCUCAGCAAUUUGGCAUUGGUGGAAGAUGCUCUUAGUCAAGAGCGUCGGCAUCGUUCAAAGGCCGAGGCAGAUCUUGAUACUAUGGAGAAAGAGAACCGUGCGAAUUUGCACUACAAGAGGGGUCUUGAAGAUGCUGAGAAAGACAUCUCGCGACUUAAUGACUUGGUGGCAUCAUUGCGCGACGAAAACCGACUUCUUGACACAAAAUCUUUUGAGUUGAGUCGCGAACUGGAUCAUGUACAGAAGAGCAAGGAGGCCGAGAUUGGAGUGUCCACUGCUCGUCUGCAAGCAGAAUUGGAAAGCACAAAGACACAGCUUCAUAGCAUUCGAACCGAUUCGGAUGCCCAGAUAAAUCGACUACAAAGUCGCCUUGACCACGCAGAGUUGGAUCUGGAGGAUCAGAAAGCUAAACAUGAUGCACUUCUUUCCGAGACUAUCGAAGCGCACAAGGAAGCAAUCCGUGAAUCAAACGAAAGAAGAGAAAGCGGGCUUGAAGACCAACACCAAGUCCAUGAGAAGAAGCUCAAUGAUCUGCGAGAACGACAUACCCGUGAGCUGCAUAAUUCUUUUGACAACAGAACCAGACUUGAGCAUCAACUCAAUGAGAGGCUAAGUUUAGGUGAAGACAAGAAUAAGCAUCUCCAGAGCAGGAUCGCAGACUUGGAAGAUCGAUUAGAUGUUGCAAAAUCUGCCCUCAGAGCUGCUGCAGAAGCUGCUCUAGCCAAGGGAAUCAACCUACCAACCCCUGCACCGUCUGUUGUUGCGUCGCCACCACAACGUGCCACUAGUGCUUCAAUUUCCUAUGCGAAAGGCACCGAUCUACCAGAAAAGAUCUCUCCACAGGCUCUCCGGGAGUCGAUCAUGGUUCUACAAGAUCAGCUUCAGAAUCGUGAAAUGAAGAUCGAACAACUUGAGGCUGAGCUUGCAACCGUCGACAAAGAAGCUCCAAAUAAGAUUAAGGAAAGGGACACCGAAAUUGGUUGGCUUCGCGAAUUGCUCAGUGUUCGUACAGAUGAUCUUCAGGAUCUUAUUACGACAUUGGCUCAACCAGAUUUCGACCGAGAAACAGUCAAAGAUGCAGCAAUCAGACUUCGAGCAAAUCUUCAGAUGGAGCAGCAGCUCAAAGAACGAGCACACUCUGGACUGACCUCCUCAUUACCAUCAAUCUCUUCUCUGACAAGCUAUGCGCAAUCACCCAAGGCUCUUCCUAUGGCGGCUGUGGCAGCCUUGAGUAACUGGCGGAAAGCUCGAGACACAUCUAUUGGCGCCCUUUCAGAUUUUGCUACUGGUAUUGGCAGUCAAACACCAUCAAGGUCUACUGUAGGAAGUCCUGCAAGCAUUCUCUCUGGGAUCAUGACGCCUCCAAGUACGACUCAGAGACAAUCACUCUCUGGUGAGAGGUCUGCACCACCUCCUAGUAUGAGACCUUUGGCUGCAGCUGCACAGGCUCGAAAAGGGGCUGCGGAGGCCAGACCCCUUAGAGCAUACAAUUCUCAACCACGUGCUUUGUCAAACCGUCAACAAGAGAAGAGACCGGAAGACUCUCAGCCAUUCCCUCCACUCCGAGAUGAAUCACCACACACCCCGACACAGUCUAAGAGACCAAGUCUUGACUUUGCAGAUGACGUCGACGAGGACGCAUCUCCCCUCGAUGGCAGGCACACACAACACCUGGAGGAGCCUGAGCCAAUUUCAGGAUAA